Bipolaris zeicola 26-R-13 is the source of this 186-nucleotide messenger RNA. RefSeq lists its product as uncharacterized. The record is from RefSeq and is a predicted model, not a curated record. Lineage: Eukaryota; Fungi; Ascomycota; Dothideomycetes; Pleosporales; Pleosporaceae. The annotation marks the transcript as partial. The transcript has a single exon.
CUGCCGACAUCAUCCAUGUCCACAUCCGUUGGCUGCUUCGCGAUAGCUUCGCGAGAUUUGGUAGGCGUAACUGGGCUGCUAGUCCGAGCACAGGCAGAUCCUCCUGAUCUUGUAGGCAGCUGUACAGGUGAAGACAUGGUUCGUAAGAGCUCUUUUGAAACCGAUUUCAAUGCACCUUGUCGUUGA